Messenger RNA from Ectocarpus sp. CCAP 1310/34, 3252 nucleotides. Lineage: Eukaryota; Phaeophyceae; Ectocarpales; Ectocarpaceae. The record is from the annotation of a GenBank genome assembly.
AUGGGUCUGAGUCAAAUUCCAGGCCGAGGGGCGGGUCUCCAGGCACCGUCUCCGGAGGUGGCGACAGCCGGGGCCCCGCCUUCUUGGAUGAGCUCGCCUCUCAAGUCAAAUGGCGACGAUGACGACGAUACCUUUGCGCAACCUGUUCCUGUGUCGAAAUCGGCCACCGUUGCGAAAGACGAAGGUGUUCCCUCCACGGGGGGUUCAGAGCCAGUCGCGUCCACGAGCAUGCCUCCGUGGGCAAAACCGUACAAGCCUAAAACUCAAGAGCCUUCACCCGAUUCUAGUCGCGUUAAGAGUACACCGUCGCUUGGAUCAGGGAUGCCGAAGUGGGGCCAGAAGACCAUCCCGCCAGCACCUAAACAAGCCGAAUCAGGUAUACUUCACACACGCACCCGUCCGCCUCGUUCUACUUCCUCGGAUGUCCAUUCCAGAAGCCCUGCGGCCACAACAAAGACAAAUAAAACAUCGGCCGAAAGCGAUGCGAAAGAUGAACCAGCUGGUGGCCUCGAUUGGCUCCAAAGCCUCGCUCCCCCGACCGCAACAACAGGAGCCGCUCCGAGCCCAUCGCACGAACAGCCAAGAAGACCUUCUGGCGACACUUCUGGAGAAGAAAAAGAGAAAGAUAUUGACUGGCUAGGAGCUGCUUUGAAGGGCGAUCCCUCAGUGGCUAAAUCGGCGGUUGAAACAUUCAGCGGACAAAAGGAAGGCCAACAGGACGACGAUGCUGGGGGUGACGAUUGGCUGGCAAUCGCCAAAUCAAGCGGUCAGGCCAAGCAGAAACCGCUCCAUAACCCCACGGCUAGACGUUCGGUAGCCGUCCCUGCACCCGGGGGAUGGAUGUCAUCCGGACAACUUGGCCUUUCAACGGAGGAUGGCAGCGAUGAAGACGUUGCCGCUAAGGCUAGCGGAGGAGGGGGUAGUGGUAGCAGCGGUGGCAACCCCAUUCUAACCAAGAAGAAAAAGAAACAGAAGCAGUUGUCGGUUAGCGCGAGUGGGCCUGGCGGAUGGUUGAGCUCUGGUGCUCUCGGUGUUACUGUUGAAGAUGAGAGCGACGACGACGAUGACGACGACGUCGGCGGCCCUGGUGGUGGUGACGCUGGUGAAAGCGGCCGAGGCGUUGCCGUGACGAUUGAAACUCAGACCGAAGAAGACAUCGAAUCAAUCACGAAGAGGGGAGCCACAGAGACUGCCAACGUCCCGAAGCUUCCACCCUGGGCCAAGCCGUAUGUCCCACCCCCGAAACCCGACAUCGAGCCAGCCGUAGCUCCUGGAAAAGCAUCUACCUCUGGAGAAGAGGUCGAGAAGGAGGGGUCAGAGAUGCCGGAUUGGCUGGCUGCAGCCGCUGGUAUUCAUUCCGGGCAGGAGACCCUUAAAGUUCUGAGCGAGGAGCCUGGACAAGUGGCUGCCGGACCAGGAGAUGAAGACGGCGGCGAUGGGUUGAGUUGGCUUACGCAAGCCGCUGGAAGCUCAGUGUCCGGUACGGCCUCUCCGGCCGCUCCGUCGUCUGCCCCCGUUGAUUCAGGAAAAGAUGGUUUGGAGACGGGUGGUGGUCUCGAUGACUGGCUGAACGUUGCCAAACACAGUGGCCAGACAAAGCGCAAGUCGGUCGUGACGGUCGCCGCUCCUGCUGCAACCGGUGGGUGGAUGACUUCGGGAAAGCUUGGUAUAUCAACACAAGACGACAGUGACCAAGACGAUGCCGGCAAGACUGGUGGCAGCGUGUCUGCUGUCACCAAGCCCAAGAAGAAGAAGAAGAAGGCUGCUCAGUCACCAGCGGACACCAGCGGUCCUGGAGGGUGGAUGGGCUCCGGUGCUCUUUGGGCACCGGCAGAGGACGAAAGUGGCGAUGAGGAUAGCGGCAGUAGUGAAACUGAUCGAGGUGUUGGCGUGACGAUAGAGACCCAGACCGAGGAGGACAUCGAAGCAGUUGCAAAAAGCGGAGCCACCGAGAAGGGGAAUGCCCCUAAACUUCCACCGUGGGCCAAGCCGUAUGUCCCACCUCCGAAACCCGAAGUCGUGCCAGACAUCCCGCCUGAAGCGAAUUCUGCUCCUCAAGGAGCGCCCGAAAAGCAGGAACCCUUCGGAGCUAUGAUUGAAGAGGCACAACCAACAGCCGGACAAGAAGACAGUGCCGGUGGCGGUGGAUUGAGCUGGCUCACGCAAGCCGCCGGAAGCUCAACGUCCGGUGCGGCCGCACCGAUCGACAAGCCAUCUGCCGCAGUUGUGGACGGCGCGGUGGGUGGCGUUAACGACUGGUUGGCGGUUGCCAAGUCCAGCGGUCAGACAAAGCGAAAGCCCCACGCGACGGCAACCGCUGCUGCCAAGGCCGCAGCCGUUCCCGCGGCACCCGGUGGAUGGCUGUCGUCGGGAAAACUCGGGGUAUCGACGGAAGAAGAAAAUGACCAAGACGACGCUGGCAAGACAGCCGGUAGAUCCACCACGCCUAAGAAGAAGAAGAAGCAGGCUAUAGGGGCUGUACCUGUCGCAAGUAGUCCUGAAGGGUGGCUGAGCUCGGUUGCUCUUGGUGUUCCAGAGGAAGAGAGCGACGACGACGACAACGGCGGCGGCGACGGUCAGCCUAUCCUUGUGACGAUGGAAACCCAGACCGAGGAUGACAUCGAAGGAGUUACCGAGAGAGGGAACGUUCCGAAGCUUCCGCCCUGGGCCAAGCCGUAUGUUCCACCACCGAAAGACGAUGUCGUGCCAGAAUCCACUGCUGACUCAACCGCUGAAAAAACUCCGGAGAAAGAGGAGACCGACGCCUCGGCUGCUCCAGACUGGAUCCUCGCGGCUUUGGGUGAUCAAGAUGCGGACGGGUUUCGCGGUGGGGUCCCUGCAUCCGGAGGUGGUUCGAAGAACUGGCUUUCCCAUGCUGCAGAGCAAGAACCUGGAGCUGGUGCCUCAGACAUGCCCAACACUGGAGAUACCAACGCUCCAGACUGGCUGCAACAAGCCGCCGCCCCUAGCGCAAAGCCGAAAGAUCGUCAGGCGGCAUCAAUUCCUCAGCAGCGAUCCGGCAUCGCAAGAAAGGCCGCCGUCCCGGCGUCGCCCCUCUCGUGGAUGAAACAAGUGAAGCGCCGGUCAUCCAUGGACCUCGACGACCCAACCGUUGAAACGACUGUCGCUCAAGCCAAGGCCAAGGCUGCUCCUGGGGGUUGGCUGCAGAUAGGGGCGCUGGGGGCACCCGAUGCCUUAGCGGAAGAAAACGAACUCGAGCAAGCCCGGGCCGCUUCACCCCGCACCAGGUGA